AUGGUCAAAUCCAAAACUGAAGUUGCCGACUUUUCAACGGAAAUUCGAGCUACCGCAAAUCCUGAGGACAUGGAACAUGGGAUCAUCGGGUUUGGUCAUCACAAACGACAUACGUGGCUUCAACACAGUUAUUCUUCAACUUCCACCGUGAUCUCUGUUUGUACCUCGCAACCCCCUCCUUGGACGCUGUUCACAAAAUCGGCCCAAGAUUUUGGUUUCGCCUGGGAAGUGGUCGUUGAUGUUUCGUGCAAGACCUCGAGCAAGUCGCCAGUGUCUCGAGGCAGAUCGGGCUCGCGGGGCAAACAGCGACCCAUAGGGGUUUCGUUCUUGUCGAACGCAGAGGAGCUACUCUUGUUUUUGAUGAUUUCGGUUAUGAGUGGGUUGAUCCUACAGAGGAUGAGAAUUAGGCUUGGGGAUGGACGGGUUGAGGGUGGCUUACAGGCAGGGAUUGGUGAUUGA
Messenger RNA from Cryptococcus amylolentus CBS 6039, 459 nucleotides. RefSeq lists its product as hypothetical. The transcript has a single exon. The coding region runs from base 1 to 459 and encodes 152 amino acids. Lineage: Eukaryota; Fungi; Basidiomycota; Tremellomycetes; Tremellales; Cryptococcaceae. The record is from RefSeq and is a predicted model, not a curated record.